CAGUAUCAGCUUUGAUUGCAAUCGCUUUGCUUUUGGAAUAAAUAAGAUCAAUUGAACUCAAUCCCGCUCGAACCAUGAAGCUGAUACGGUGUGCUUUAGUACUGCUCCUCAACGUUUCGUUGACCUUGGCAGACAUCAAUCCGAAUUUUCUGGACUAUCCACUGGAAAUUAUCGACUAUUUGCUAGAGAACCAUUUCGGAACCUUUGAGUGUAUCUUUUGGGAUAUUGCGCAAAACAGCGAUGUACUGAGUGAAUUGAUGAAAUCGCCAACACUACAAUACGUGACAAAGUAUGUGGUACAGGGAUCUUAUAGAAGUAAGCUUCUACCAAAGAAUCCUUCGUUGCUGGUUAUCCAUCCCGGCAAUAUAUACGAACUGGCGCCUCACAUAAAAUCUCAGGACAUCUACAGAUUUCUAUUUACGAUCAACCCUUCCACCAAAGUGUUUGUAUUCUGGAAUAUCGACGACGUAAACGUUUUUCCUCAGAUGCAAUGGGUUUUAUUUCAGUGUAAAUUCAACAAUGUCGUGUUCUUUGAUACAAAAAAGACGACUGUAAUUUUGAAUAGCUUGGCAAGGCACUCUGUAAUUGAAGAUGACGUUAAGCCUUACCCAAAAAAUAGCCUAAAGUGGCUUAAAGAUCAACUAAGAGGAAGCACAAUCUUUUAUAAUAGAGGAGAGAAUAACGCCAAAUAUCACCCAAAGCACAAAUGGGUUAUGGUUACCGCGAAAUACUUAAAUGGAAAGGCUCUCGAGUACCGGAAAACGGAGGACGGUCCAACGGGAGCAGACAUUUUCAUAGAAAGAAGCGUCGCUCUUGCUACGAUGGAUGAACACUUCCGCAUGUUCUUCGAAAAAACACCGGCAGUAGGUCGUGUUGUGGUUCCUAGAGGUAGAUCGCUGAACGCUGUUGAGAUCAUGGUAUUGCCGUUCGAUUGGCAAGUGUGGACUAUGCUAGUGGUUAUUUUAGUUUCAGCAGAAGUUGCGAAACGGUUCAUGCCGGAUGUGUUCCAAAACGAUCCAGUGAUGCUCGUGGUUUGCGGUUUCGAACGGUACAAUCUACAUCACGCAGGCCGUUCGGAGCGUAUUGUUCUACAGUCACUGAUCGUUUUGAUGUUUUUCAUAACUAAUGCCUUUGAAACCAAGAUCGUUUCGUUGAUGGUUGACAGACCAUCGGCACCGACUGCCCAAAAAUUGAAAGACUUUGACAAGUAUGGGCUGAAGUUUCGAUCUGAGCUUGACAAAAACCCGAACGGUGUCAACAAUUCAAUAACCGGAAAGUAUCUAGUAAAUGGACCGAGAAUCGAGCUGUGGGAAACUAUACCGGGAUUUGCCAAGUACAUAAACCAGGAUAUGGCAGAUCUAGUUCCGAAAGUAUCGUACGACUUUGAACGAGACCAGAGCUGGUUCGUUGUUUUGGAUGAGAGAUUUCUUAGUAACUCUAUUCUCAUUCACCGAUGUGGGUUCCGUAGUCCGUACAUGCAAAUAUUUCGUUUCACGCACGAUGCUCUUGACGAGUCUGGCAUUAUGAGAUUGUGGUGGCGACAGGCCAGUGACAAGUUUUGGUUGGAGACUUGGGGCCUCAGGAGACCGCGUGGAAAGAUUGAAAAAGGAAAAUUUCUUACCUUCAGCGAUUUGCUUUUGGCGUGGAUUAUCUUGGCGAUAGGAAGUUGCGUCAGUUUUGUAGCGUUGAUUGCCGAAGUUUUGAGAAAGAAAUUCAGGUCUAAGCCAAAAGCUAAACAAAGUUUGCUGAUAAUUAUGUUUAAAAUGGUCAAGUAAUAUGUUUCUAAAAAUCCACUUUAACUAAUAUUGUAUCAGUCACAUACGUCACCUGCUUCAGAAACAGCACUGCACAGCCCAACGCAGCGUCAGUUUUGUAACAGAAUUUGCAUGACGUACGCGCUACCACCGAAAUAGUGCAGCAAUCUCGCAGCCUCUCGCUCGGUUCCACCGCAGCUCAACUUUAAAUGCUGGCAGAAAUCCUUGAAAGCGAAAGCAACACACGACGCCGAAGCUGCAGAGAGGCAGAAUCAAAGAAGGUGGUGGGCACAAGGUCUCUGCUGCAGCAAGGCAGUUGAAUAACCCGUCGACAUGGUCGGAGUGGUUUGCUGCAUAGUGUUAAAACAAACGAAGUUUCGUUGAUGAACCUGUUAUUUAAGGCCGAUGCAAAUCGAAGAACUAAUUUACUUUUACUGAA
Molecule: messenger RNA, 2193 nt
Organism: Culex quinquefasciatus (southern house mosquito)
Lineage: Eukaryota; Metazoa; Arthropoda; Insecta; Diptera; Culicidae
Exons: 3
Coding region: 75-1775 (566 amino acids)
Source: RefSeq, a predicted model, not a curated record